ACUGUAACUUUUUGGUUACUCUAUUGUCAAUUGACAUUUGUAUUUUGUCAUUGAUUUGGUUCUGGCCCAUCAGGGUUUAUUAAUGAGUGUGCUCCUUUCUAAAUAAUUAAUUUAUUUUUAUUUUUUUGUUUCAACUUAUAAUGAUUGAAGGCAAGGCAAAUGAAUUACCCGACUUUCAGGUCUUUCGAACAGUUAUAAAAUACUGUUUGUUCAUUAUCAUCGUCCCUGUGGUUUCUUUCUUCCUUGUAAAGAGUUUACUAUUCGAUGGCUUGCUACGUUUAGAGCCAAUUACAAGUAGCGUUUACUCUGCUGUCGUCGCUGUAGUUGUUCUACAUAUCACACUGGGCCUAUACAUAUACAGAGCAUAUAGUGAGGCCGAAAAAGCUCCAACUAAGCCUGUUAAAAAGGAUUAGUAACU
Messenger RNA from Zerene cesonia (dogface butterfly), 418 nucleotides. Its product is annotated as vacuolar ATPase assembly integral membrane protein VMA21 homolog. The record is from RefSeq and is a predicted model, not a curated record. Gene Ontology annotation, cellular component: endoplasmic reticulum membrane. Gene Ontology annotation, biological process: vacuolar proton-transporting V-type ATPase complex assembly. The transcript is spliced from 2 exons. NCBI's taxonomy places the organism in Eukaryota, Metazoa, Arthropoda, Insecta, Lepidoptera, Pieridae. Bases 141 to 413 code for a protein of 90 amino acids.